AUGAGCCAACCGAACAUCACCCUCUAUACCACCCAGACUCCCAAUGGGAUCAAGAUCUCAAUUGCUCUGGAGGAGCUAGGCCUGCCCUACAAGGUCGAGAAAAUCGACAUCUCUAAGAAUACGCAAAAAGAAGACUGGUUCCUCGAGAUCAACCCCAACGGUCGCAUCCCCGCAUUGACCGAUACCUUCAGCGACGGCCAGACGAUCCGACUGUUCGAGUCUGGCGGUAUCCUUCAGUACUUGGCCGAGCGUUAUGACACCGAGUACAAGAUCUCUUAUCCCAAGGGCACCCGCGAAUACUACGAGACCAACAACUGGCUCUUCUUCCAGAAUGCAGGCGUGGGUCCCAUGCAGGGACAAGCUAAUCACUUUGUGCGAUACGCGCCCGAGCGCAUCGAGUACGGUGUGAAUCGCUACGUCAAUGAGACCCGUCGUUUGUACGGCGUUCUUGAUAAGCAUCUCGCAAAGUCCAAGUCCGGAUAUCUGGUGGGCGACCACGUUACCAUCGCUGAUAUCUCGCACUGGGGCUGGGUGGCUGCUGCAGGAUGGGCUGGUAUUGAUAUUGAGGAGUUCCCGCAUGUCAAGGCCUGGGAGGAGCUUAUGGCAUCACGACCGGGCCUUGAGAAGGGCCGUCAUGUCCCAAACCCGCACACUAUUAAGGAGCUGAUGAAGGAUAAGGAGGCUGUGGAGAAGAGCGCUGCGCAGACUCGGGCGUGGGUCCAGGCCGGCAUGAAGGAUGAUGCAAAGAACAAGAUCUAA
Penicillium subrubescens is the source of this 759-nucleotide messenger RNA. RefSeq names its product glutathione S-transferase family protein. The transcript has 3 exons. Lineage: Eukaryota; Fungi; Ascomycota; Eurotiomycetes; Eurotiales; Aspergillaceae. The record is from RefSeq and is a predicted model, not a curated record. The coding region runs from base 1 to 759 and encodes 252 amino acids.